Messenger RNA from Papilio polytes (common Mormon), 570 nucleotides. RefSeq names its product longitudinals lacking protein, isoforms H/M/V-like (gene rib). The record is from RefSeq and is a predicted model, not a curated record. The coding region runs from base 1 to 570 and encodes 189 amino acids. Gene Ontology annotation, biological process: regulation of transcription by RNA polymerase II. Gene Ontology annotation, molecular function: protein binding. Gene Ontology annotation, cellular component: nucleus. The transcript has 3 exons. Lineage: Eukaryota; Metazoa; Arthropoda; Insecta; Lepidoptera; Papilionidae.
AUGUAUCCAGGCACUACGACAUUUGGUGAUGUCCUACCAGAAGCGCACUUAAGAAAAAUGGGUAGCAGUGAAGGACAACAGACGUUCUGCCUGAAGUGGAACCACCACAAAACCAAUCUGGUGGAGAUUCUGGAGGCACUCAUCAAAGUCGAGACUUAUGUCGACUGCACUCUGGUCGUAGAUGAUCAGGUCACCUUCAAGGCGCACCGAGUCGUGCUUGCAGCCAACUCCCCGUACUUUCAGUCCAUUUUGGCUGAUGUGCCCAUGGACCAUUGCAGCAUCCUCUUCCCCGGCGUCAAGGACUUCGAGAUGCGCGCCCUUCUCGAGUACAUGUACACGGGCGAAGUAAACGUGACUCAAGCGCACAUCCCACGCAUUAUGAAAGUGGCAGAGGAGCUGGAGGUUAAGGGGCUGUUCGACAUGACAGAGUUACGUCGUCGGCCGGGCAGCAGCGAGCGCACGCCGACUGAAACGCCGCCAUUACCUCACGUUCGCUGCAGAUUAGCUCUAGUCGGAGCACCGUGCGGUGCCACUGCGACGUCUUCGUGGCGUCACGGCGCACCGUGCUAA